Messenger RNA from Phytophthora sojae, 2759 nucleotides. RefSeq lists its product as hypothetical. NCBI's taxonomy places the organism in Eukaryota, Oomycota, Peronosporomycetes, Peronosporales, Peronosporaceae. The transcript is spliced from 7 exons. Bases 1 to 2613 code for a protein of 870 amino acids. Gene Ontology annotation, molecular function: protein serine/threonine kinase activity; ATP binding. The record is from RefSeq and is a predicted model, not a curated record. Gene Ontology annotation, biological process: intracellular signal transduction; peptidyl-serine phosphorylation.
AUGACCGAGCGGCUGCCGCAGCUCGCCCUGGCGCGCGUGGCCGAGCUCGAGCUCCCGUCGGACGGCGGGCGCCGCACGAGCGCCAGCAGCACCACGAGCAACAGCGACCUGGAGCGUCUGCACGAGGAGCUGCGGCUCGAGAUCAAGCCCCAGCGCCUGCAGCGCCAGCACACGCUCAACGUGCCGCCUUUCAGCGCCGGCGGGGGCCCCAUGGCCCUCAGCGGGCUCCUGGACGCCGCGCCGGACAGGCUCGAGGACGUGCUGAGUCGCUGGGAGAAGAACCAGACGUUCGACGUGACGUUCGGCGACGGCUUCCUGGGGCUCGAGUUCGUGUUCGACGCGCUGCGCAACAAGAUCGUGAUCAAGAGCGUGCAGCCCGAGAGGUGGACGGCCGUCGUCAUGCACAUCCCGCCGGGCAUGACCAUCACAAGGGGCCUCUCGGUGGAGGCCGUGAACGGCCGCGACGUGAGCGCCAUGUCCCCCGAGGACGUGCUGGACAACCUGCAGUUCAGCAAGCGCCCCAUGACCGUGACGUUCCGACGCGUCAACAAGACGGCGGUCGUGUGCAAGCUCUGCGAGACCAAAGUGGACGCCAACAGUCUGGAUGAGCAUACUAACUACUGUGUCCUGUCCAAGAGGGUGGAGCUCGAGGCCGACGUGAUCAACAACUCGCUGGUCAAGCUCACGGCCUCCAUCACCGCCAUGCUCGCGGCGGAGGGCAUGCGGCCCAUGUUCAACCAGGAGGAGAUGCACAUCUACCAUGCUCUGCGCGUGGUGGCGAUCCAGGCUUCAACGUGUGAUGUGGCCAGUGUGGAUGCGUUCGCGCUGUGCUCUCGACUGGUGAAAAUCAUUGACCGAAUACGACAACAGGAGGUGGAGACGGCCAACUUCGCCGUCGAGCGCGGGGUCAAGUACUGCACCAAGCUGCGCAACUUGAUCCACGCCAAGAUGAGCAAGAUGCGUGCGUCACACAAGGUAAUGUUCCAACAGGGCUUGGUGGAAGUGGAACGGCUGCCGCUGAAGCGGACCAAGUCGGCGGAAGACAUCGAGAGCUUCGAUGGACUCCGAGCACCACGUCGUACGAGUAUCAAACCGGCUUCCUAUCGGGUUUCGAUCCGUGAUUUCCAGAUUGUAAAACCGAUAUCAAAGGGCGCUUUCGGUAAAGUGUAUCUCGCACGGAAGAAGACGACGGGGGACCAAUAUGCUAUAAAGGUGCUCGCGAAAGAGCACCUACUGCGCAAAAAGCAGAUCCAGCAGAUUGAAACAGAGAGGAACAUUCUAGCCAGCGUGGUGAGCCCAUUCCUUGUGAAGCUGUUCUGGACGUUCCAAACCAAGCGCAGCCUGUUUUUGGUGAUGGAGUAUCUUCCUGGUGGUGAUUUCAUGUCGUUGCUGGAGUGCAUUGUGCAGCUGGAAGAGCAGGUGGCAUGCGUCUACAUCGCAGAGAUCGCGAUUGCACUAAAUCAUCUGCAUACCAAGGGCUGUGUCCACAGAGAUCUCAAGCCCGACAACAUUUUGCUGUCUUCAACUGGCCAUAUUAAGCUGACUGAUUUCGGCUUGUCCGAGGAAGCUGUGGCAAUCAGUGACACCGAUUCUGAACCCGACGAUGAAUCAAUGACCCAGGACUCGGACGUGCUGGCUGGCAUUCCACUCCCGCUAGGUGCGCCGUCUGCUGUGCCAUCACCCAGUCGCCCGCGUCACGCCUCGUCAUCCAGAAGGAGCUCUCGAAAGAAGUCUGCCUAUCACACGUAUGGGCGAUGUGGCACUCCAGAUUACCUGGCACCUGAAAUCAUCCUUGGCGUCCCGCACGGCCCGCCUGUUGAUUACUGGGCACUAGGGAUCAUCCUCUACGAAAUGCUGGUUGGUUUCCCUCCGUUCAAUGACGACACUGUGGAUGCGAUCUUUGAGAACAUUCUGGACCGGCAAAUCCUGUGGCCCGACGGCGAGAAGUGCUUGUCACUUGAAGCAAUGGAUUUGAUAGACAAGCUGCUUGAUCCCGACCCGGCAACCCGAAUGGGCUGGGACAACAUCAAGCUGCAUCCGUUUUUCGAGGGCAUCAACUGGGAUACGAUUUUGGAGUCGGUGCCUCCGUUCGUACCAACGCUAGAGGGGCCGAACGACACGAGCUAUUUCAACAACCGUAACCUCACGGACAUCUUCAUCGAUGACGACGAGUUCGACGUUGACUGUCGCUCUGCAAGCAGCAGCCAGAACAACAUCGACUCUGGCCCCGAAAGCGACGAUCAACCGCAGAGUCCGUCUGAUCCGAAAGUAGAAGACGACGCAAAUAACAAGGCAAGCACCACGUCCGCAGGCACAGCGGAUGUUGACAUAUCCUGGGGCACUGCAGGGGCACCAGGCGCGCUGGAAGGUAUGAGUGCUACGUACGAUGACCACAUGGGAGACGGGUUGGCGGAAGAUAACAACAGUCACUACCGGUUCCCUAGUGGCAUGUACGGUAGCCCAGACGAUUCGAAUCUCUCAGAUGCCUUCAGGUCUUUCAGCUUCACCAACAUGAAUGCACUUGCCGCUGCAUCGCAAGCAGAGGCCGAAAUGAUCACAGACCCGGACCAGCAGUCUGUUGCAACCGCUUCCGGUCCGUCCAUCCUGAUCUAGCCGAGUUUCGAGACUUCGACGAUGCCCCCCCCCCUACAGCCAUCUUCGUGACCAAGAUAGGUAACUUCCAUCGUCAUCAUCUACCUGUGAGCUCGUCAGCGUAAAGAUUAUUAGUAAUAAACUGUAAGAACACCGUGACCUUGAUU